Molecule: messenger RNA, 10305 nt
Organism: Zootoca vivipara (common lizard)
Lineage: Eukaryota; Metazoa; Chordata; Lepidosauria; Squamata; Lacertidae
Gene: CLCN2
Product: chloride voltage-gated channel 2
Biological process (GO): chloride transport; transmembrane transport
Cellular component (GO): plasma membrane
Molecular function (GO): voltage-gated chloride channel activity
Source: RefSeq, a predicted model, not a curated record
UCCGGCAUCGUCUGGGAGUGGUGGGGCUUGGGGAGCACGAAAGGCCAGAGAAAAGUGAUCAUUGCAGGAAGCCACUGGAUCCUGCUGCAGCAGGAUCGGGUGCACGCGUGGGGAGGAGGGCCAGCUUGGUCCUCCCCACCCCCCGCAGCGUUAUACUGACAAUAAAGACAACAUGGUGCGUGGGGGGAGAGAGAGGAUAGGGCCCUCCCCGCUGCAAUCUCGAUGGCUGCGCAGUCCUCUGCACUUUUCCUUGGGAGGUAACCUCUGCUGAUUCAAAGUGGCUUCCUCGCGAGUAAUAUCGGCCAGCUGCGAACUUCCGCGCGCGCCUAAUCCGAGAGGAAGUGCCAUAUCGGACAUCUAGGGAGGCUUUCUCCCGUGUAAACGUGCCCGGGAUGGGACCGUCCCACCUACGCGCGCUCCCGGCUUGCAGGUCUUCUUCGCCCCUUCGCUCCAUCCCAGGCUGGUGGGCGUUGGGUUGCCCCGCCACGACGCGCCUCUUGCGGCCCCUCCCCAAGCGUCCCGCCGCCAGUCCGCCUCCUCCUCUCCUCCUCCUCCUCCGCAGCGACGGCGCCUUUCCCGGUGGAGGCGGAGCGGCUGCCCCGGGACCUCCUUCGGGCCUGCCCCUGCCAGCCAGUCCGGGCCCGCCCCGUGCUGGGGGCGUGGGGAGAAGGGAGGAGAGGAGCCAGGCGUCCGGGCGCAGGACGCAGCGAGUGCUGCCGGGGCUGCUCGUAGGAGCCUGCUGGCGGGAGAGGGGCGCCCGGAGCCGGCCACGAUGGCGGCGGACAGCGGCCUGGAGCAGCGGGCGCUGCAGUAUGAGCAGACCUUGAUGUAUGGCCGCUACACGCAGGACCUGGGAGCCUACGCCAAGGACGAAGCAGCUCGCAUCCGCCUGCAGCAAGAGCGCUGGAAGCCAUCCCCAAAGGACCGCCUGCGCCCCUCUGAGCUGCUGGAGUAUGACCAGAGCCGAUGUGCCCGCUGCCGCAUCUGCACUGUGCGGUGCCAAAAGUUCCUCAUCUCCAAGGUGGGCGAGGACUGGAUCUUCCUGAUCCUCUUGGGGUUGCUUAUGGCCCUAGUGAGCUGGGCCAUGGAUUUUGCCAUCGCCACCUGCCUGCAAGCCCAGAAGUGGAUGUAUGGGGGUUUGGAUGCCAACAUCUUCCUCCAGUACAUGGCCUGGGUCACUUACCCUGUGGUCCUCAUCACCUUUUCAGCCGGCUUCACUCAGAUCUUGGCUCCGCAAGCUGUAGGCUCUGGAAUCCCUGAAAUGAAGACAAUUCUCCGGGGCGUGGUGCUGAAAGAGUACCUUACCCUCAAGACAUUUGUGGCCAAAGUGAUUGGCCUGACGUGUGCCCUGGGCAGUGGGAUGCCCUUGGGCAAAGAGGGACCAUUCGUCCACAUCGCCAGCAUGUGUGCCGCCCUCCUCAGCAAGUUCCUCUCACUCUUCGGUGGCAUCUAUGAGAACGAGUCCCGCAAUAUCGAGAUGCUGGCAGCUGCCUGUGCUGUGGGUGUUGGCUGCUGUUUUGCUGCUCCGAUUGGAGGUGUCCUCUUCAGCAUCGAAGUCACGUCAACCUUCUUCGCCGUCCGCAACUAUUGGCGUGGCUUCUUCGCCGCUACCUUCAGUGCUUUCAUCUUCCGGGUUCUCGCUGUGUGGAACAAGGAUGAAGAAACCAUCACAGCUCUCUUCAAAACCCGCUUCCGACUGGACUUCCCUUUCGACCUGCAGGAGCUGCCGGCCUUUGCUGUCAUUGGGAUCGCCAGCGGUUUUGGCGGAGCACUCUUCGUCUACUUCAACCGGAAGAUUGUCCAGUUCAUGCGCAAGCAAAAGGCCAUUAACCGGUUCCUCAUGAAAAAGCGCCUGCUGUUCCCCGCUCUCGUCACGCUUCUCAUAGCGACACUGACCUUCCCACCUGGCUUUGGGCAGUUCAUGGCUGGGCAGCUCACGCAGAAGGAGACGCUCGUGACCCUCUUCGAUAACCGCACGUGGGCCAAGCAGGGCCUAGCUGAAGAAUUUGAGUACGUGGGCCCCUCCGAGGCCUGGAAGCACCCACGCUCCAAUGUCUUUGUCACCCUGGUGGUCUUCAUCCUCAUGAAGUUCUGGAUGUCAGCCUUGGCCACUACCAUCCCAGUGCCCUGUGGAGCCUUCAUGCCUGUCUUUGUCAUUGGUGCGGCCUUUGGGCGGCUGGUGGGUGAGAGCAUGGCGGCAUGGUUCCCAGACGGCAUCCACACCGACAGCAACAUCUACCGCAUUGUGCCCGGCGGCUACGCAGUGGUGGGUGCAGCUGCGCUGUCUGGAGCCGUCACUCACACCGUGUCCACAGCGGUCAUCGUCUUUGAGCUAACAGGCCAGAUCUCCCACAUCCUGCCAGUCAUGAUCGCGGUGAUCCUGGCCAACGCCGUGGCCCAGAGCUUGCAGCCCUCCCUCUACGACAGCAUCAUCCGCAUCAAGAAGUUGCCCUACUUGCCAGAACUGGGAUGGGGACAUCAGGAGAAGUACAAUGUGCGCGUGGAGGACAUCAUGGUGCGCGACGUGCGCUACAUAACCCUGAACUGCCGCUAUCGCGAUCUUCAGGAUGUGCUGCAUGGAACCAAAAUGAAGAGCUUGGCUUUGGUGGAAUCAGCUGAGUCCAUGAUCCUUCUGGGCUCCAUCGAGCGCACGCAGAUCGUGACCCUCCUGAGCGAGCAGCUGAGCUACGCACGCCGGCUCCACUACAUGCGCGAGAAGGCCCAGGCCGACCGCCGAGCCACCGAGAAGGUUCCAGAAGGCGAGGAGGAGCACCAGACACCUGACACGGGUGUGCGCUUUCAGAUCAUCACCGAGGAAUCCUCGUUUGUCCCGCCGCGAAGUGAGUCCCGUAAGCCCCUGAAGCCGGCACUAAAGCGAGCCUCCAGCACUUUAUCCGAGAGCGUCUCCACUGGGACUGUGGACCCCCCAGGCAUCGCUCUGAGGAGCCUUUUUUGCGCUAACAGCACAACAGCCGAGUCAGCUGAGGAUGAGAAUUCGGGCCUGCCUGAAAAGCGCAAGUCGAAGCGUGUCCGCAUUUCCGUGGCGGAUGAAUAUGAAGUAGCUGGCGAAAUGACCCCUGCAGAGAUCCUGGAAUGGGAGGAGCAGCAGCUAGAGCAGUUUGUCAACUUCAACAACAGCAAGAUUGACCCAGCACCCUUCCAGUUGGUGGAACGCACUUCUUUGCACAAGACACACACCAUAUUCUCUCUCCUGGGGGUGGACCACGCCUAUGUCACCAGCAUCGGACGCCUCAUUGGCAUGGUGUCCCUCAAGGAGUUGCGAAAAGCCAUUGAAGGCUCAGUAACCGCCAAGGGGGUGAAGGUGCGGCCCCCAUUGGCCAGCUUCCGGGACAGCACGACUAGCAGCAGUGAGACAGAGGCCACAGAGAUCCACCAGCUGUGGGACCGGCGAAACAGGCACUCCAUCCCCCGUGAGUCCAGCCCUUCGGAGAGUGACGAGAAAUGCCAGUGACAGUGGAGGAAGUCUUGCUAACCGGUUGGCGGAGAAGCCAGUAUUGCCACACCAUGGCCAUUUAGUUCUGGCCAAAGUCCUCCCAGGGUCCUUCGCUUAGCGUUCCAGCCCGGGGACCCACUACUGCCCCGAGAGACUUGCGAAAAGGCCUCUCGGCCAGAAAACCAGAGCAGCUUCAAGGCCUCACGGGGCACGAAGCCACAAGCCCGUUCCUGCCCCGUUCUUGCUCUGGAGGAGAGGAGGGGGCAGAACAAAUUCGGGGCCAAGCGAGAGGACCCUCCUACUCCUCUCAUCAGCCCACACCUCAGUGGGACCUAGACGUCUGACAACGGCAAUGAAGUCCUUCAUCCUGCGCCUUGCCUGAUGUUGAAAUCACACCUGUGCCACUGUUGGGGUCCUGUUUUCGGUCGUACACCACUGCAGUCCCUCUCACGCUGCCAUUAGUCUCAGGGCAUGCUCAAGAUGUUUGUGGGUAAGAGGGCAUCGGUUUUACAAAUGCGCACAUGUAAAAUAACUGAACACACCCCAUCCUACCUUUCCAUUGGCCUCGCAUCUACCUUAAAAUGGGAUCCAGUCAGAUAGGACCAAGGAAAUUGUGAGCUGAGGUGCUUAAACCCCACCUGGUCCACCUCUGCUUCUUUGCACAGGUCACUCUGAACCUGAGGAGUGGGGGGCAUAUUCCACCUGAAGGAGCCACUCCUGCCUGUAGGACCAGGCCCAAAGUCCAGUUGCCCAGGCCAUUAUCACCUGCCUUUUUCUUUUUUGCUUAUCUCUUCUUUCUCACUGCCAUUCCCCACCCAUUUGCAGUCCAGUCGAUGAGUCCUGUGUCUCCAGCUUAGGGAGGUCCGAAUGUGAAAACAAUGCAGGAGUGGGGGAGCCUGUGUCCCUCCUCACCAAAGUUGCUGGACUACAACUGUCACCACCCCUGACCAUUGGCCACACUGCCUGGGGCUGCUGGGGACUAUCCCUGAUAUGGCGGAUAGGCUUUCCCCUGCUUUUAUUAAUGAUUUUUACAUGGGUGAACACACUGGAUCUCUUGAGCUACUGAGCCUUGGGGAGCCUCUCCCCCCUCCCUCUCUUCCCCAAUGCCCCCCAAUAAGGACUCUGAACUGUUUCACUUUCCCCACCCCUCUCUCUGGCGCCCACCCUAUUCUUGAAUCCAGAGGUGAGGAGAGGUGAGGGGUUGGUACCUGACAUGUAAAUACAGAGGGUUUUUUAUAUUAAUUUAAUAAAAAGAAGAAGAGAGAUUGCAAAUAGAGCUAUUAAAUAAAAUGAACUAAUGAGUGUCUGUUGUCUUGUGUAAGCCAUGGGGUACUGCUGGAGCAUAUGGGGCAUUAGGGGAGGGGUAGUACCUCUGGUGAGGGGCAUGCCAUGCUGCUUCUGGGGCAGUUUGCCCACCUUUGGUCCCCAGCAUGCACUCAGCUGUCAGCAAGUGGCAGGGGCCCCACCAUAGGAAUGGCUUUGACUGGCUAGCUAAACUAAGGUGGAACGUGUCCAGAAGAGGGCAACCAAAAUGGUCAAAGGCCUGGAAACGAUGCCUUAUGAGGAACGGCUUAGGGAGCUGGGUAUGUUUAGUCUGGAGAAGAGAAGGUUAAGGGGUGAUAUGAUAGCCAUGUUCAAAUAUAUGAAAGGAUGUCAUAUGGAGGAGGGAGAAAGAUUGUUUUCUGCUACCAAGGAGUGUGGAGGAGUCUCCUUCUUUGGAGGUCUUUAAGCAGAGGCUUGACAGGCAUAUGUCAAUAAUGCUUUGAUGGUGUUUCCUGCUUGGCAGGGGGUUGGACUGGAUGGCCCUUGUGGUCUCUCCCAACUCUGAGUCUAUGAUUCUAUGGCAGCGCUUCAUGCCCAAAACUUGCCCUAUGUGGGAAUCCCUAUGUCCGCAACUCUGGCUUGUGGAGCCUUAACCUGGAAUGUCCUAAUACUUUGUUUAGUCGUGUCCAGCUCUUCGUGACCCCAUGGACCAGAGCACGCCAGGCACUCCUGUCUUCCACUUCCCUAAUACUUAGCACAUGCAAAGAAGAUUCUAAGUAGGCUAUUUUGUCAAUAAAGGCCCCCCUUUGAAUUUAACCUGCUGGUUUUUAGAAAUGCACAUGGCACCAGAGGUUGGGGGGGGGGAGAGAGAGAAAGGGAAUGAUGGUGAAUUGCGACCACAAUAUGGGUGGAGUGUGUGUUUGUGUGGGGGGGGGGUUAAACCUUAGCUCCCCUGCUGCAGGUCCUGAGGAAAACCCGCUUCCAGACCAAGGGAGCUUGUCCGCCUGUUUUAACCCUUUCCCGCCCAUCUACUCUCCCUUCUCCGCCAACAGGCCCACCCUAGUCUCUCCGGAGAACCUCAUUAACCCCGAAAUUUUGGGUCCCCUCCAAACCUGUAGUCGCUUCGAUUACUCAGUUUUGGGGUGGCUGGCAGAACGCUCGCGCUACACAACGACUACAAAUCCUUGGCGCCAGAGGGGAUUCGAAUCUUUGGCUCCAGAGGGGAUUCGAAAUUUCGGGGUUCGUAGUUCAUGAAGCUUCGCAGCAGCCUCCGCCUUGCAUCGGCCUGUCCUUCCAAAUUCCACCGCUUCUCCCACCCCGCCACCAGCGGCGCCUCCUGGCUCCAGCUGCUUCCACCGAUCGCACUGCUCUGCCGCCGCUUGUCUUCCUCCCGGCCGCCUCUCUCUGCUGACACCGAAUGAGAGAAGCUCUCCUUGGGGCUUCAGCCGCGCCAGGGCGGCCGUGUGGCUGAUGCAGCGGGCCGAGCCUGCUGCAAGACCCGCGACCCUCCGACCUCUUUGCCUGUCGGCGGCAGCUGGCGCACUCCGUAGCUGUUGCGCAGACCUCGCCUCGGCCCUCGGAAAGGCCUUUUUCGCCGCGUGAUGAGUGCCGCGUUGCAGGAGGAGGAGAAACGAGCGAGGCAGAGAGAUGGAGGCGCCUGGAGGUUAACGGGGGACGAGUACGCAGGUGCCCAGAGCUUCUACAGGCAAAAACAAACAGACCAGACUACCCAGGAAGGGGAUAGAAGGAGAGGUUGGAUAGCCAGCUGUCAGCGAUUCUUUAGCUGGGGUUUCUGCGUUGCAAAGUUAGGACUACUUGGGGACCCUUUCCAACAAUUCUGCGAUGCUUUGAGAAGGCAGUGAGGGGCCAUCCUUCAUGGUUUGCAUGCAGAGUUCAGUUCCAACUGAGGUCAUUCACAGAAGCCGAGCAGAGAAAAGGCGACCCUGCUCGAACUGCGGAACUCCCUGCCACAACGGAUCACAGUGCUGGCUAGGUUUAGAAGGGGAUAGGCAAAUUCAGCCAUCAAAGGUUAUUAGCCACGGCGAAGGCAAUGUGCCUGAAAUGUCUCCAAGUGACUUAACCACACUGCUGCCUGAGGCAGCCGCCUGUUUGUCUAAAAAUAGGGCUGGCCCUAUGUGGCCCAAAGUACUGACUUAAAAUCAUAGAAUUGUAGAGCUGGAAGGUAGGGCUCGAACCCAUGACCCUGAGAUUAAGUCACAUGAUUUACCGAAUGAGCUAUCCCAGCUUGGUAGAAGGCAGCUUCAUGCGACACAGAGCUAAGUAGCACACACGGAAGUCCUCACCCCAUCCCUUGGCACAUUUUCAACAUUUUCUUACGGGCUGCUGUCUCGCCUGGAUUUUUCUUAAAAGGUGAAAGCACAACCUCAUUGCUGCCACCAUCUCUAUUGCCCCUGGCAGCUGAAUUCUGUGCUAGAGAACCAGGCCUGUGUUUUCCAUGGGGAAGUGUGCCACAUAGGAAUUGGCCUGCAUUCGUCACUGAAGGGUUCUGGGAAGCUAGGAUUCUGCCCUCAAGCUCAGAUCUUGCAGAACUCAUAUCCUCCUGCCACCUCCAGCAGCUCUCUCUCUCCCCCUCUGCCUUUAUUUUAUUGCCAGAAAACUCUCUCUCUCUCUCUCUCUCUCUCUCUCUCUCUCUCUCUCUCUCUCUCUCUCUCUCUCUCUCUCUCUGCCUAGUCAAUAAAGGGUCUGAGCUGGCCUUCCGGGAGCUGCGCACAAAAAUGCUGAGCCAGGAAUCCUGGGGCUUGGAAUAGAGAGGGAAACGGAAAUAAAACUACUGUGCUAUAGAGAUGUAAUGAGCAGCUGGCAUCUCCUCCGGAAAAAAAAAAGAAGGGAGAGAAAAGAAGGAGGCAGUCAGCGAGCGCCAGCAGCUCCUCCUCUGCCAAAGUUGUGCUGGUCCUUUCAAAAGAGCUCUUGGUGGGAUGGAGGCAGCAGGCUGGUCAGCUGCAGAGAAAUAAAACUAUUUCGGGUUUGUUGGCGUGGGUUUAGACUGGGACCAAUGGGAGGAGGAGGGGCAGAAAUGCUGCCUGCCCCUGUGGCAAUGUAUGUGGGUGCAGCAAGGUCAGAACUGGGCAAUUCUUUUGGAGCUGGGCAAGCACUGAAAAACCCCGCACAGAGGUCAAGUGGCUCUUUUUUUAGCUAGCAUCUCUGAGCUCUCCUGAUUUCUACUUUGAGCUCAUGGGGAAGGGCCUAGUUUAGCUGUAGAGCAUCUGCUUUGAGUGCACAAGGUCCCGGGUUCAGUUUCUGGCAUCUCCAGGUAGGUCUGGGAAGGACUCCUGUCUGAAAACUUUUCCACAGUCUUGGAAGGCCAAGCAGUGUAGAUAAUAAUGAGCUUGGAGGACCAAUGGUCUGACUCAGUAUACAACUCCUAUGUGAUGAUGGUUUUGGCACAGCUUCAGCUUUAACCCUUUCCUGCACCCUUUCCUUCCUUCCUUCCUUUCUCUUUCUCUUACACACCCAAAGCAACACCUUGAACUCUGGUCAGACCUCACCUGGAGUACUGUGUCCAGUUCUGGGCACCACAGUUCAAGAAGGAUACUGACAAGCUGGAACGUGUCCAGAAGAGGGCAACCAAAAUGGUCAAAGGCCUGGAAACAAUACCCUAUGAGGAACGGCUUAGGGAGCUGGGUAUGUUUAGCCUGGAGAAGAGAAGGUUAAGGGGUGAUAUGAUAGCCAUGUUCAAAUAUAUAAAAGAAUGUCAUAUAGCGGAGGGAGAAAGGUUGUUUUCUGCUGCUCCAGAGAAGCGGACACGGAGCAAUGGAUUCAAACUACAAGAAAGAAAACUCCACCUAAACAUUAGGAAGAACUUCCUGGACAGUAAGAGCUGUUCGGCAGUGGAAUUUGCUCCCAAGGAGUGUGGUGGAGUCUCCUUCUUUGGAGGUCUUUAAGCAGAGGCUUGAAAGGCAUAUGUCAAUAAUGCUUUGAUGGUGUUUCCUGCUCGGCAGGGGGUUGGACUGGAUGGCCCUUGUGGUCUCUUCCAACUCUACGAUUCUAUGAUUCUAACUAGGGAUGGGCAGCAGGUGCGCCGUGCUGUGGAACAACAGCAUCAGCAGGCACAGUGGUUGCUGCUGCCCACUGAGGCUGGUAGGGCGGGAGACUGGGAGGUUGCCAACAGGUGGAGCCACAGCCAAGCCAUUCUACUUUUGAUUCCACCCGCCUACCGGCCAAGUUCUCGUUUCAUCUGUAAGCUGACUUGAGUCUCUAUCAGGGAAAAUGGUGGGAAAUAAUGAUGAUGAUGAUGCCACCAAUUGGACAACUUGUCCAAUUGCCAUGAAGACUGUUCAACACACAUGUAAAGUGUGUUGAAUCCCAGGAAGCACAGUUUGUUAAGAGGGCUGGGAAUUGUUGCUUUGUAAAGGGGGAAAUACAGCUGCCAGGAUUCUUGGGGAUACUUUGGAUGUGCUUCAAAUGUACGGUGUGUGGAGUGCCAUCCCCUUGGCUGGUUGUAAGUAAGGAGGUAGACAAGUGAAUGCUGGCAGAGGGGGGCAGUGCCCCGUCUACUCUAAUGAGCCAUUCUGCUGUGAUCUGGCACCUGUCCUCUGCUAGCACCCCAGCAGGGGACCUCUGGGUCCCCUCUGCCAACCCUCUGGCCCUGCUCCUCUUCCUCUUCAUUGCCUCUGUCUCUUCACCUGCUCCUGCUCUCUCCCAGUGUGCCAGUAGGGCAGCCUUCAGGUUCCUUGGCCUCUCCUUCAAGACAUGUCUGGGGCUUGGGAUCAGGGGGAGAGGGCAGCAGAGGCCAUGGCGAUCAGGCAGGGCUAGAUUGAGGGUAUCUUCCCCCAAGUGCCCUGCAAAACUUGGAGUAACUGGCACUGAUUGUGGCCCACUGGCUCAUUCCUGGUGGACCUGCCAGUUACCAAGAUUCCCUUCCUGCAAAGGGUGUUAGAUAAAGUUUGGCACUCCCCAACCUGACGCCUUCCAGAAUUCUUGGAAGAGACUUAACCAAUUUGUCUUUGAGGUGCCACAAGACUCUUUUAUUGCUUUUGCUGCAAAAAUAAAAAUAAAAAAUAUCAACGCAGCUAAUCUUCUGGCAAUAGAUAAAGGUCUGGGUCCCAUUUCAUCCUUGUCCAUGCUAUCAAAGAGGGGAAUUGCUAGGGAAAGAAGCCAAGAAGAAGGUGACAUUGAGACAAUUCUAGCCAGGAGGAGAGACCUUGCAGGGCAGGAAGUGAUCUUUACUGAAGGAUGGAAAAAUGGGAGGUGUUUGAGCAAGAUUAAGGGCCUCUUCUUCUGCUCUUGUGGUGGUUUCCAGAAUUGUAGCAGGGGUCUCCCGGUCCCACAGCAGGGCUCCAGAGUCCUAUUUGCAUCUAGUGCCAAGGAAGGAAGGGCCAUAGCUCAGGGGUAGAGCAUCUGCCUCGAGUGCAGAAGUUCGCAGGUUCAAUUCCUGGUAUCUCCAGGUAGGGCUGGGGAAAAAAUUGUGCCUGAAAUCCUGGACAGCUUCCGCCUGUCACUUGACAGUACUGUACUGAGAUAGUCUGACUCAGUAUAGACCAGGGGCCGGCAAAGUUUUUGUGGUUUGGGCCGGUUCAUGGUCCUACAGACACUGCGGUGGGCCAGAGUGCGCACACAUGCGCAAAUGC